ACCGCCUGGCUUUGCAUGGUGGAGAGCGGAGGCUUCUCUUUCUCCUUCCUGCUCCAGACCCUGACAGCUCCAGGGGCAGGGCCCGGGGAUCCGCUCCGGCGGCGGUAGCGGGAGGAGGAGGCAGUGCAAGCCAAGGAGGAGGAGGGGGGGAUACCCAGCCACCCCAACAUGUCCUCCUCCACCAGCCAGCACAGCACCGAGCUCAAAUCCGAGCUCUAUUUCCUCAUUGCCAGAUUCCUGGAAGAUGGACCCUGCCAGCAAGCAGCACAGGUUCUGAUCCGAGAAGUGGAGGAUAAAGAGCUGCUGCCAACAAGGGUAGAUUGGACUGGGAAAGAACACCCCAGAUCUUACCAAAAUUUGGUAAAAUAUUACCGACACUUGGCACCAGACCAUUUAUUGCAAAUAUGUCAAAGGGUAGGACCUCUUCUCGAAAAAGAGCUUCCUCAAAGUGUCCCUGGAGUACUGACUCUUCUGGGAGCUGGCCGCCAGUCUCUACUGCGUACAAGUAAAAGCUGUAAAAAUGUGGUAUGGAAGGGUUCGGCUCUUGCAGCUUUACAUUGUGGACGACCUCCAGAGGAACCCAUAAAUUUUGGAAGUCCACCAAGCAUAGCAAACACAAUUUUUGCAAGAAGGCUGAAUGGAAAAUACAAGUGUCAAAACCUUGUUCCAACAGCAGUUUACCAACACAUGAAAAUGCACAAGAGGAUUUUAGGACACCUUUCUUCAGUGUACUGUGUAACAUUUGAUCGGACUGGUAGAAGGAUAUUCACAGGUUCUGAUGAUUGUCUUGUAAAAAUAUGGGCUACUGAUGAUGGUCGCCUUCUUGCAACAUUAAGAGGGCAUGCUGCUGAAAUCUCUGACAUGGCUGUCAAUUAUGAAAAUACGAUGAUUGCUGCUGGAAGCUGUGACAAGAUGAUUAGAAUCUGGUGCUUGAGGACAUGUGCACCACUAGCCAUACUGCAAGGACAUAGUGGGUCCAUUACUUCACUACAGUUCUCUCCAUUGUGUAAUGGAUCUAAGAGAUACCUAUCCUCCACUGGGGCUGAUGGUACAAUUUGUUUCUGGCUUUGGGAUGCUGGAACCCUGAAAAUAAACCCACGACCCAUAAAAUACACAGAACGACCUCGACCUGGAGUUCAGAUGAUUUGUUCCUCUUUCAGCUCUGGUGGAAUGUUUCUGGCAACAGGGAGCACUGAUCAUAUCAUUAGAGUUUAUUAUUUUGGGUCAGGCCAACCAGAGAAAAUUUCUGAGCUUGAGUUUCAUACAGACAAGGUGGACAGCAUCCAGUUUUCAAACACCAGUAGCCGAUUUGUAAGUGGAAGCCGUGAUGGCACUGCUCGCAUUUGGCAAUACAAGAAAAGGGAAUGGAGAAGUAUUCUACUAGACAUGGCGACUCGACCAGCAGGGCUAAACACUCAGGGAGUGGAAGACAAGAUCACAAAGUUAAAAGUAACAAUGGUGGCCUGGGACCGCCAUGAUACCUCUGUAAUAACUGCUGUCAAUAACAUGACGUUAAAAGUUUGGAACUCUAACACUGGGCAACUCAUCCAUAUUCUGAUGGGUCACGAGGAUGAAGUUUUUGUGCUAGAGCCUCACCCUUUCGAUCAUAGGGUGCUUUUUUCUGCAGGCCAUGAUGGCAAUGUCAUUGUCUGGGAUUUGGCUCGAGGAGUUAAGAUUCGAUCUUACUUUAAUAUGAUUGAAGGACAAGGGCAUGGAGCAGUAUUUGACUGUAAGUGCUCUCCAGAUGGUCAACACUUUGCUUGCACUGACUCUCAUGGUCAUCUUCUGAUAUUCGGGUUUGGUUCCAGUAGCAAGUAUGAUAAGAUCGCGGAUCAGAUGUUUUUUCAUAGUGACUAUCGACCUCUCAUCCGUGACGGUAACAACUUUGUCUUGGAUGAACAAACACAGCAGGCACCACAUCUCAUGCCACCUCCUUUUUUGGUGGAUGUUGAUGGCAAUCCUCAUCCAACACGAUAUCAGCGGCUUGUUCCAGGGCGAGAAAACUGCAGGGAUGAGCAACUUAUUCCUCAGAUGGGGGUGACUUCUUCAGGAUUAAAUCAGGUCCUCAGUCAGCAAGCAAGCACUGAUGUGAGUCCUUUGGAUAGCCUGAUACAGAGACUACAGCAGGAACAAGACCAGAGGCUGCAUCCAGAUGUUGGCAUUGGUAGUAGUAACAGACUAAGCAGAGCUUCCAUAAGCUCUUCCUCAGAAGUGCAUUCACCACCAAAUAUUGGAUUGAGACGCAGUGGACAAAUAGAAGGUGUUCGGCAGAUGCAUAGCAAUGCCCCAAGAAGUGAAAUGGCUACUGAACGUGACCUUGUGGCAUGGAGCCGAAGAGUUGUAGUCCCAGAACUAUCUCAAGGGGUGUCCACCAAACAAGAAGAAUGGAGAACUGCAAAAGGAGAAGAGGAAAUUCGGUUGUACAAAGCAGAAGAAAAGAAAAAAUCCACUGCAAACAAUACUGUACGAGAGAAUAAAGCUGUGUCUUACUCAAAGAACCAUUCCCCAGACUUAUCAUUGGAUUCCGUGGAUUCUAGAAAGCAGAAUUCAAGUCAGCAUAACUAUGGCACAAGAGCAGCCCUGGAGGAGCCAUCAGGGUCACCUGAAGAACUAGAAAAUGAGAACAGCUCCUCUGAUGAGGUAGAUGCUGAAAGUGAGCCAGUACCUGCUAGUGGGGCAACCUCCGAAGAAGAGGAAAAACCAAAUUGGAACAGCGAUGAUAGUAGUUCCAGUGAUUAUUCAAGUGAUUACUCUGACUGGACUGCAGAUGCUGGUAUCAAUCUUCAACCACCAAAGAAAAUACAGAAACCUAAAGUUAAGAAAGAUGAGAGCAGCUCUGAGGAUGAGGAAGAGGCUGAGAAGUUUAAACAAAAGAAGAGCAGAAGAGAAAAGAAGAAAGGAAUCGAGGAGAAGGAUGGACCAUCUGCAUCGCCAAAGAAAAGGAAAACUAAAGAACGGAAACAGAAGCGGUUACCAGUUGGAGAAUUGACAGAACAAGGUUUAACUUUGGAAGAAUGGCUGCCCUCUGCCUGGAUCACCGACACUGUCCCACGGCGCUGUCCUUUUGUACCACAAAUGGGUGAUGAGGUAUAUUAUUUCCGACAAGGCCACGAAGCCUACGUUGAAAUGGCAAAGAAGAACAAAAUCUAUAGAAUUAAUGCUAAGAAGCAACCCUGGCAUAAAAUGGAACUGCGGGAACAAGAGCUUAUGAAAAUUGUUGGCAUUAAGUAUGAAGUUGGACUGCCAACACUUUGCUGUCUUAAACUUGCUUUCCUUGAUCCAGACACUGGUAAACUGACAGGUGGAGCCUUCACAAUGAAGUAUCAUGACAUGCCCGACGUUAUUGACUUUCUUGUCCUCCGCCAGCAGUUUGAUGAAGCCAGGCGUCGGCAGUGGAGAAUAGGUGAUCGUUUCCGGUCUGUGAUUGAUGAUGCCUGGUGGUUUGGAACUAUUGAAAGCCAGGAACCUCUUCAGCAGGACUAUCCUGACAGCCUUUUUCAGUGCUACAAUGUCUGUUGGGACAAUGGAGAUACUGAGAAGAUGAGCCCUUGGGACAUGGAAAUAAUACCCGAUAAUGGUUCGUAUUCUAGAGAGUCACGAACAUCCGUAUUUCCAGAUGAACUGGGCAACAGUGUCCCUUUGACUGAAAAUGAAGUUCGCUCGUUGCUUUACAGAUCCCUUGAUGGAGAAUGGGGCUGUAGAAGCAGAGAUGAAGAAUGUGAGCGAAUAAUUGCUGGGCUCAACCAGCUGAUGACACUCGAUAUUGCUUCUGCAUUUGUGGCACCAGUGGAUUUGCAAGCUUACCCACUAUACAGCACUGUUGUUGCAUACCCAACUGAUCUAAGUACAAUCAAAGAACGUCUAGAAAACAGAUUCUAUAGGCGUCUAUCAUCAUUAAUGUGGGAGUUACGAUAUAUAGAGCAUAACACCCGAACAUUCAAUGAGCCUGGAAGUCCAAUUGUGAAGUCUGCUAAAUUUGUAACAGAUGUCUUACUGCAUUUUAUAAAAGACCAGUGUUGCUAUGACAUUAUUCCACUAUAUAACAGUUUGAAGAAGAAGCUGCUGUCAGACUCAGAAGAGGAAGAAGAGAAAGACACAGAUGUACCUGGAACUUCCACAAGAAAAAGAAAGGAAUACCAGCCUAAGCGCAAGCUGCGGAGCAGGGCCCAAUCAUAUGAUCUGCUAUCUUGGAAGACUCAGUGCCAGGAGUUGUUAAAUCUCAUUUUUCAAUGUGAAGAUUCUGAACCAUUCCGACAGCCAGUGGAUCUACUUGAGUAUUCUGAUUACAGAGACAUUAUUGACACUCCAAUGGAUUUUGGAACAGUGCGAGAAACUUUAGAGGCUGGUAACUACGAGUCCCCUAUGGAGCUUUGCAAGGACGUGAGGCUUAUUUUUAGUAAUUCCAAAUCUUACACACCAAGCAAAAGAUCAAAGAUCUACAGUAUGAGUUUACGACUGUCAGCAUUUUUUGAAGAGCGUGUAGGCACCAUAUUAUCAGAUUACAGGUCGGCUCUACGAUUUCACAAACGCAACACCAUAACCAAACGCAGGAAGAAAAGGAACAGACACGGUUCAUCAAGCAGUAGCCCUGGAUCCAGUCCUGAAAGAAAGAGAAAAUAUAUAAGACACCAUCCAAAGCCAGAAACUACUGUCUUGUCUCCUGGAUCAACACCGCUUCGCUCAGUGUCUCAUAAAGCUGCUCAGGUGAACGGCAAGUUAGGAGAAUCCAGUCCAGUAGCUCGGACAAGGCGGUACAGGCGUCAUAUGGAACCUGUUGUAGCUGAGCAGCCAUCUACAUCUUCAAAGCCUAAACUACCAAUGACAAAGUCAAAUAGUCCUAUUCUGCAAGGAAAAUCAGUGAUGGAAAACUCCAUAAGAUAUCCUAAGAGUCAGACUACGACCUCCAUCUCGAAUCAACCAAGCACCAGCCAGCUGAACAAGAACAUACCACCCAAAGAAAAUCUGAACAAAGAUAAACCAGUCAAACGUAGGAUGAAGGCAGCUGUUUGCACUCCACAGGCAGAGAGGAAAGCCCAAGUAAUGCCUCCAGAAAGCGUUCACGUCAAUGGGCACAGUAGUCCACCUAUCAAACCUGUCGUAAAGGGUCGUCCUGGCCGUAAACCCAAGAUAAUGCACAACAAUAACAACAUCGAAACUAAUGCUGUAGUACAGGUAAUACCCAAGAAAAGAGGAAGAAAACCAAAAUAUCCUAGGAAAGAGGAGCACCAGCUUAUACCACAAAACACUCCUCCACCUAUUGUGGAAAACACAACAAAGGUUAAGGAGCAACCUACAUCAUCCACAAACAAUUCCAAUGCAGAACCAAAUGUCAAGACUGAGAAUGAGGUACCAAAAAAGAAAAGGGGUCGAAAACCAAAAGUAAAAAUUGAGCUUUCUGAGGUGUUGCCUCCGCCACAACCACAUGUUGAGGAAGAACCUGUGAAUCAUGGAAAUGUAAACAGACAAACAAGAAGUAAAUGCAAAAUGUCUGAACCAGUGGAGGAAAUGCCAGAGAAUGCAGAAGAUGAUCAUUCUGAAUUAACAAUCAGAACUAGAAAUCAGGGAAGGAGGACAGCAUUUUACAACGAAGAAGACUCAGAGGAGGAGCAAAGGCAGCUGCUGUUUGAAGAUACUUCAUUGACUUUUGGAACUUCAAGUAGAGGAAGAGUACGGAAACUAACUGAGAAAGCAAAAGCCAAUUUGAUUGGCUGGUAGAUGCGCUUGAGCUUUGCAAAUGUAUAAAAGCAGCUUUAUAAAAUACUUUAAAGGGGAUACAUUUACUCUUGCUGCUACAACGGAUUGGAUAUUCUUCCAUUAGAAAGAGGAAGGGAACCGAUCGAACAUCAUGAAUAUAUUUUUCUUUUUGUUUUUAAUUAUUUUAAAUAUUUGAUGUUUAUUGCCUAUGAACUAGUCACUAGUGCGUAUAUUUCUUAAUUCAUGGCUCAGAGCUUGACAGAGUUAACCCCAGCAAUAUGUAUACCUUAUUUUGGGAUUGCAUGUUUUGUACAACAACUGAAUGGUUGUAUGAACUGAGGGUACAUUGUAACUGAUGCCACAAUUGCAUCUUUUUAGGAUUGUUAGACAAAGGUAACUAGCUGGGGAUUUGCAUUCCCAAUAAGAAUAAAAAGAAAGUUACCAAAUUUUAUCUCACCUGGGGAAAAUAUUUAAUGUUACAAGUAAACACCCCCAUGUGCAUGUUAAACAUAGGCAUUGAAAUAUCUCAUAUAAAUAUAUAUAUACUUAUAUAUCUAGAAAAGUGCAUAUAUAUGUGUGUAUAUAUUUAUAUAUACUUAUAUAUCCACAUUGGAAAAUAUUUAAUUUGUGUCUAAUUUUUCAGACCUUGAUUCUUGUACCAAUCACUAAAUCAUAUUAUUGUGCCAAAGACUGAGACUGAUUUCAGUUAAAACGUACAAUACCUGACUGUCAGAACUGCGCACAAUCUUUGUGUAUAUAACAAACAAUACAAAACAAAGUUGUAUAUUGGUCCUAAUGUAUUGUAUGUUGUGCUCACUUUAAACUGUUUUGGUACUUUUGUUAAAGAAAAAAAUAAAACAAAUACAGUAGCAGGGUUCUUUAACGAAACAUUUUAGUAAAUGUAAAUACAAUUAAUAGUUUAACAUGUAAGUGGAAUAUGUGUGUACAUGUACACACAUUUGGAGGGAGCGAGUAUUUGUUUUUUAUUUUAGUUUUUGUUUUCAUAUAUUUGCCAGUAAUGUGAUGUCCAGCAAUACAUAUUAUUGCUACAAAAUAUUGCCUCCUCUAGCAAUAUUUUGGUUAAUAAAUAGAAACCUUAAUACAUUAUGUAUAUUUUAUACCAUAGUUGCUACCUUAAUGUCCAUUUAAUGAGCGUCAUGUAGACUAGAAAGCAUCAACACUUAUUUACCUAAUGUUUGGUUAUGAAAAAAACAAAAGGGGCUUCUGAGAUGCACACUGGUGGUGUAUAUUUGUAAUAAGUAUUGCAGUGCAAGUACUCUUUUUCUAAGGAUCUGAAAGACAUGCUUUCUAGGGGAGAAUUCAGAACUACCUUAUUUGUACGCAUUUUCCUUUCCAUUUCCAAAUGUUAAAUUGCAUAAACGUGUGUGUAUAUAUUAAGUGUGUGUACAUAUAUGUAUAUAUGAAUGUAUAAUUUACACACAGGUUUACACAUGUUAAAUGUUUAAAAUCCAGGUAUAAAAUAUUUUACAUUACUUUUUUAAGCUGGCAAUAGAAUUGAAAGGUCACUUUAAAAAAAAUAAAAUAAAAAAAAAGUCAGCCAUUAGUUUGAUUUUAAAGUUGCGUAGGCGAAUCUCUAUGGUUGGAAAAAUGACAGCAGUUAUUCAUGUAGUCCUGUUUGAAGAGUAAUGUCCAUGCACACUGUGGAUUUUUAUUUUAAUUGUUUCCCCUCUGUUUUGCUCUUUGGUAAUCAUAUUUCACUGACAAAAAGUAAAUAGACAUUGAAAGCAAAAUAUCAUUUUAAUUUGUGUGCCUUUUAUUUUUACAAUCUCUGUAUAAUGUUUGUAUAAUAAAAUUAGUUCUACAAAUUAGCUGAAUGUAUUAAAACACUGCUGUGAAAAAUUACUAUUUGAUAUUUUGUAGCCAGGUAAUACAUUCCAAAUCUGCUUUUA
Molecule: messenger RNA, 7604 nt
Organism: Pelobates fuscus (common spadefoot toad)
Lineage: Eukaryota; Metazoa; Chordata; Amphibia; Anura; Pelobatidae
Gene: PHIP
Product: pleckstrin homology domain interacting protein
Exons: 40
Coding region: 169-5715 (1848 amino acids)
Biological process (GO): cytoskeleton organization; regulation of cell shape; regulation of transcription by RNA polymerase II
Cellular component (GO): nucleus
Molecular function (GO): protein binding
Source: RefSeq, a predicted model, not a curated record